AUGGCAAUUGAAAAAGUCAGUUGUAGAAGUGAUUAGUUUGGGGGACUUGUGUGGAAAAUCAGCCAUGCAUGCAUGCACUUAAUUUCAAUAAAUGUGUCCCCAACAACCCUCAAAAUGGAUACUUAUACCCAUUCAAAAUAGAUAUUUGCCCAUUAAAAAUAGAUAUUUUAUUGUUUGAUUUGAAUAAUCCCUCAUAUAUAGCUGAAUACUUUAGAAAACAGUGCCAACUGGAAAUCUCGGCUGGGAAUUGUAUUCAUUUAUUUAAAUUAGAGUAGCGAACAAAAACAUUUGUUAUAUUAAACCUGGUUGCCGUGAACAAAUAAAACUUCAAGUCAUUGCGUGUACUCAAUAAGUGUCGAUCUUCAUCACUCAAUUUGUGCAGGAAGAAAUUUGCAAAUUAUUUUUUCACUCUUUCAGGCGCCGCCAAAGCAAGUGCCAAGAACGAUUGAAAGCACCAGACUCCCAGAUGAGACAAUGGUUGCAGCUGAUGAUGAAGAGGUAACUCACCAAUAUUCAGUUAAUUGAAUUGGGUGUUUGAAGUCACAACGCGUUCGUGGAACCAUGUGUCGCACGCAACAUGGCAGAUUCUGACAAUAGAGAGGUUAAGAUACCCCGAUUCCGGUUUACGGGUACGGGUGAUAUACACGUACCCGUACCCAUAAAUCGGGGAAUAACUUGUAACUUAAGAAAUCCAAGAUACUCCGGCGUGAGAAAACCGAUCAGAGAAUGGCAAAUUUCGUUGUUGAGGUUCGCCAUAAAUUGUUGAAAACUUUGAUCAGCAUAUGUGCAUUAUUUAUUUGGGUAAGAUAUUGAAAAUUUGCACUAUUUAAACGGCCCAAAAAUAGCAAACAGAAAACACCCGCACCCGUUUGUCUUUUACGUGUACUCCAUGGUUUACCGCGGGGAAACGGGUAGAAAUUACGGGUAAAAUUGCUGACAUCAGCAAAAAUUGGUAAACAAAAUGGCGAUACUCGUGCCUGUAAACCGGAACCGGGGUAUCUUAACCUCUCUAAUAUGAAAUUAAUACCACGCUCAUAUUUGGUUUCGAACGCUUUUUAAGAGUACCUCGUGAUUCAUGUCUGAUCACGGAGCACAGCUACGAUGGAAAGUUCAGUUUGAACGAACCGACCUUGUUGCCUUCCCAUGCACUGGAAGGAAACCGGAGUACCCACGAUUCUCGGAAGAGAGUGAACUGAUUCUUGUCAUCAGGACGCAGCGAGAGUCAAACCCACGAUCUCCGAGGUGAAAGGCACUUGCUCUGAUGAUUGCGCCACCGAAACCCUAUCUGAUGGCAGUCCCAAGCCAAGGACACUCUUCAUAUAUAUUCAGACAUCAGACCCAGCAUACUAAUGUGAUUUUAUAUUUUGUUCAGAAGAAUUUCGAACACUGGGCAGUUAAAUUCCAUGGGAAAAUCCUAAAGUACAAUUCUAAAACUAUUGAGAAUUCCUGUUUUCGAGGAAAAAUCCCUGUAUGACCGCAUUACCUGCAUGAAAAACACUUUUAGUGAGCUAGUGUUCGGUCAGCACAUCAGUUAGCGUGCAUGCCUGCCACGCAUGCAGGCUACACAUCAGUUUGCUAAUUAGGAUUACUUCAUGUUGGAACAAUUUUGAGAACCAUAGUUGUUUGGUUCAUAGAACAGGCGAGGUAUUUCUGGGCUAUUUAUUUAGCCGAAACGAAUGUGAACUUCCAAGACAUUAAUUAAGUCGAUCCAAAAGACGAUAACCACUGUUCAGAGGACAGAGACAAACGAAGAUAUAGACAAAGGACGAUAACCACUGUUCCUAACACCCCUUCUAAUAAGGUCCCAGUCGAGAACCACAAACUAAAGUAAGCCCAGUAAGCUAAAUAGCGCCGUUGAGUUUCGGGAAGUGGCGCUAUAUAACUAUAUUAAAUUAUUAUUAAAUUAUUAGAUGGACCACAGAAGUGACAAAUACAGUAUAAAUCCCUGUCUAUUUCAACAGUGAUAUGUAUAACUAAAUUUUUCUACUGCAGAUCUUACAUGAUGAAGAAAGCGAUGAACUCAGUACUUACUUUAAAUGCGAAGUUCGACCCAAAGUUUUGUUAACUACCAGUAACAAACCAACUGUGGUAUGUACUGUUUCUAUGCGUUCUACAAGGGAUGGUGGUAGGUGGGCCGACUGGAGUUAUUGUGUUUGAAGAAUUUGUUGUGUUUGAGUCAAAGAUGCCUUUUUCAGUGAUAAAUUAUAUGAGAUGAAGAAAUUAUUAUCAUGAUUCUUAAAUUAAAGAUCUUAUUCUAUGUAUAACUAUACAUGAAGAAAUUCUUACGCUGCGAUAUUAAAGAAGGAGUUUUAGAAAAGUGUAACAGAAACAAAACGAUAAAUUUUGUGUACCUGUUUAACAUAUGUUUACGCGGGUUUUACGGGGUUGGCUAAUUCUGCUAGUAGAAUAUUCUUCCUGGAGGCCCUUUUUAUUCAUGAUCAUCAUGAACACGGAUUAAUGACGUGACAUUGUUUCAUUUACCAACGCAAUAUUUUUUUAUAGAAAACAGUGCAAUUUGUGGAUGCGUUGGAACAAAUCAUUCCGAACUCCGAAGUGAAAUACCGGAAAGGAAUUGAUAUAAAGAAGAUAAUUCCUCAAGCAAUUGAACGAGGUUUUACCAACCUUGUUGUGGUCAACGAAAAUCAUAAAGAACCAAGUAUCCUUUAUAACGUUGAACUCUCGCUGUUGAAUGCGCGUGUGCAUGCGUACAUAAGGACAUCUAAGUACGAAACUGCAAUGAAAGUACAUGUAAAAGUUAAACACAGCCAGGGUUUCUCCGUCUUUGCAUUGUCUCGAAAUGUUCUUGUACGUCAUGCAAUAUCUUACGAUUUUUUCCAAAAACUAUGGGACAUACACUCAUUACACUGUAAUUUCACAUCAUUUCCAAGGCAUACCCCCACCCCCACCCCCGUUCAAGUGAGUUUGAGAAGUUAGAAUUAGGAAUACUGAUUAGUAAGUUUGAGAAGUGAGAAGGAAUACUCUGAUUAUUCAAUAACCCAGGGUUAUUGAAUAAUCGUGAAAAAGUGGUUGUUGGUAGUUGAAACUGUUAAAAUAGUUGUUAAUAAUAAUUUACCUUGACCAAGAUAUCAGAUACCUUAUUGUUAAUACACCUUCCAGAUGGUCCAACGGCACAUUUUAAACUGAGCAGUAUCAAAUUAUCAAAACAGAUUAAGGUAUGAAACUUGUUUAAUGUGAUUCACUAAGCGGCUCAAUCACACACAAGCGGCGGGUCAAUCCAUAUUGUAGUUGGACGCUCUCAGUGUACAGUAUAUACGGAAUACCACCAGACGGAAUACCACCACGUCUACUGAAAGAAUUCUCAAGAGAAAUCUCGACAAGCCUCUGCAGUUUGUUCAACAUGUCCUUAACAACAGGCCGCCUAUACCUAUGGAAUGGAAACAUGCGAACGUUAUACCCAUCCACAAAAAAGACUGUGUCGAACCCGUGACCAACUACCGUCCCAUUUCCCUUCUGCCAAUAAUUUCCAAAGUUCUCGAAAGAUGCGUUUUCAAUAACAUUUACCCUUUUGUUCGUGUACUGAUCAAUAAUGUCCAACAUGGCUUCUUAAGAAAUCGUUCAUGUAUAACCCAGCUUCUAGGUAUACUACAUGACAUUGGUAAAAAUCUGGAUCGAAACAAACAAAUCGAUGUGCUAUACCUAGAUUUCUCGAAAGCGUUCGACUCUGUAGAUCAUGACAUCCUACUUCACAAACUACAAAUGCAUGGCAUAAACGGAACGCUUUUACGAUGGUUCGAAAACUACUUGAACGAUAGAUGGCAGCGAGUUGUCAUUGAUGGUGCAGCCUCUGCAUGGUCUCCAGUAACAUCAGGUGUACCGCAAGGCAGCAUUCUGGGACCGUUGCUCUUUGUCAUAUUCAUAAAUGAUCUUCCCGAUAACGUUUCACCCAGUACGAACUCAGCACUGUAUGCAGAUGAUUCAAAGUUAUACAGAGAAAUAAAAUCGGUAGAAGAUUGCCAGUUCCUGCAAGACGACCUUGCCAAACUGGAAAAGUGGAGCACUGAUUCAAAAAUGCGAUUUAACACUGAAAAGUGCAAAGUGCUGACAAUAUCAAGAAAGCAACACCCAACGCGAUUUCCAUAUCGCAUAUAUGGUAAUGAAUUAUCUCCUUGUCAAGUCGAGAAAGAUCUUGGUAUGCUCGUGACCAGCAAUUUGAAAUGGGGCCCACACAUACUGAAGAUGGUGGCGAAGGCAAAUAAAAUGCUUGGUAUCCUCAAACGCUCAUGCUUUGACAUUAACCACACCCAGGUCAGACGGACCUUAUAUCUAACGCUAGUUAAAUCUCAACUUGUUUAUGGAAGCGAGGUAUGGUGCCCUCCUAACAACAGCCACUUAUCAAAGAAAAUCGAAGGAGUUCAAAGAAGAGCAACACUGUGGAUACUAAAGAAGAAACGCGGAGAACUAAGUUACAAACAGCGCUUAAUGCAACUUAAUUUAAUCCCGCUUGUAUACGACAGAGAACAGAAGGACUUGAUAUUUUUCUAUAAAUGCAUGUACGGUCUCACAGAUUUUGACAUAUCGCAGUAUGUUGAAGUUACAACGGGAAGGACACGCGCGGCCACUUCUGGUCUUCUGAGAACACAAGCAUGCAAAACAAGUACAUUUCAAAGUUCGUAUUGUGUUAGAAUUGUUAAACUGUGGAACUAUGUUUGUACGUCUGCUCCUUCGUAUUGUUAUGUCACUGUCUCCUCUUUUAAGUCAUACUUGCGCAAGACUUACAUCCACCUCACUAGUACUUCCUACACUCCUGACUUACCUAGUUCACACUCACUUAUCACGACUCAAUAAAAAUAUCUAACAUUUCUCUCUUUGUCUUUUCAUUCUUUCUGUCUUUUCAUUCUCUUAGUCUUUUCAUUUAAUCUUCCUCGUCUUUGUUUCUUGUCUUUGUUUGUUGUCUACUGUCUAGUGGUGAGCACCCUGCAUGGGACAUAGUCUCGUUUGUGUUUUGCCACUUUUGGCACUUUCCUCGUCUUCUUGUACAAUGUAAUUGUCCGUUUAAGUUAUGUAAAUAUUCAGUUUUUUAUGUGCCAAAUUAAAGUUGUUAAAUUAAAAAAUAUAUACACGAGGCGAAAGGUUUGCAGAGACGAGACGAUGAUCGAAAUGCAUAUACUUUUUUAACACGUUCAGUUUAUAUGGAAGCGGGGCCUCGACAUUCUUCAUAAUUCAGGUCGGCAAAUGCUUAUAUGAGUUUUUUUGUUGCAUAUAGAAUCAUGGUAGAGCAUCAUCACACCGUCCAGAAGUGAUUUUAAACAACUUCAAGACGAGGUUAGGUCAUUCGGUUGCUAGGUUACUGGCAUCUCUGUUUCCGUAUGAUCCUCAGUUCCAGGGCAGACGUUGCGCCACAUUUCACAAUCAAAGAGAUUUCAUAUUCUUUAGACACCAUAGGUAAGUCAUAAGGUAUAUACAACCCCGGGGCGGAAGAUGUGGUAUAAAAUAUCUUAUACACAGUGAGAUAUUUUCCAUAUCUUCACUAGUGAAGAUAUCGAUUACGUGACUUUUUCCAAUUUGCUUUUGAGCGUGAAAUUUCACAAUUUUUUGCUGGGGACUAUAUAAUAAAGAGAACAUUACACCGUGGCUUGAAGAUAUGACUUUAUCUUCUCGUGUUAAAACGAUAUUUUACGAACGAGCGGUUUGACCACUCGAAGAUAAAAGUCAUAUCUUCGCGCCGCCGUGUAAUAUCCUUUAUUUCUCUGACGAGGCACGAAAUGGUUUAUAUCCUCCUGUGGCAGGAUUUACGCAAUAUUUGGCAGAGCAGGAAAUCACCUUGCUGGGACAUCCUGCUCGACCAAGUUUGUUUUAACCGAGUCUUAGGGGAGCUUCCCCAAAUGCCGCCUGGUUAAUCGAGCCUAACCAAUAAUAGUUCACUGUUCACAAAGUUGCCUGUGGAGGAGGCCAGGGGUACGGUAUGUUCGCCAGGGAGCAAAAUAUGGCCAUUAUGAUUUCCUCUCCAAUCGAUUGACAAUGUCUAACUUAUAAGUCGACAGGAUGAGGUAAACCAAGACCUGUGUGCCAAAAGCGACGGCCGAAAUAGAAAACGCAUCAGAAAUGAGUACCAUGGAUUUUGAACAGUCCCUAUAAGGGAAUCGGAAAUAGUUUACUAAUAUCUGAAUGGUAAACGAAACUUUUCCUUAAGGUUUGGGAUGGAUGUUAAAUUUGUUUUAAAAAUCAAGGUUCAGUCACCCAUACUUUUUUACAGAUAUGCAUUCGACUAUGAUUCCAUUGCCCGCUAUAUAGUUAUGAAUGUAGACAAUCUUAGACAAUGCACCCUUUCCCUUACUCACAAAUCAAAUUUAAUUGGUCUUUAUUUGAUUGUAUUAGAUAUAUUUUCAAGAACUCACAGAAAACUGGUCUCCAGGAGCUCGGUCCCAGAUUUACUUUAAAGUUGAGAUCGUUACAACGAGGAACAUUUGAUACAAAAUUUGGACAGUAUGAAUGGAUACAUAAGGUAAAUAAUGGUUUAAUAUGUUCCAUACAUCAGGCAAACAAUCUCUCAUUCAGACUAGAAACGUGAAUGGUGUUGACAAUGCUUCAAAUACAACGUUGUGUUGGGGGAAGCCCAGCCUUUGGAGGGCGUCCCAACAACUAAUCUUGUACUAUUUGUUUUAUUAGCGAAAAGAAAUGGACACAAGUCGACGAAAAUUUGUCCUCUGAUAUGUCAUGUCGUACGUCAGAGGAUACUAAAUAAGGGUUUUCCAUAACUAGCACGGCAUUGCUACGUCAAAAAAUAAUUGUGGACAUUCCAGCGCUUGAGGUCGGGACACCUCAAAUUGUGGAACAAGUGUGCAGGUCAAGGAUUAAAAGCAGCAGUCGCUUAUAUUAUAUCUACAAUCAUGGCAAAAAUUCCAUGGACACGUGCGCUGUAAACUAAAGUGUUACUUACUGUUUAUGCACACAUGUUGUAUCUUUGAUCGCCCGCGCUUCCCCGUCCACAAUGUUGGUGGUGACAUUGUAUUUCACAAAGCUUUAACCUAACCAAUUUACAUGUAUUCUAUAUACAUUGAGCGGGGGGAGGGGGGAGUUGAAAAUUGGAGGCAUUUCGUUUUACGCACGCCCUAUCUACAAUAGUUUUUGCCAGGAUUGUAGCGCUGACAUACAAUGCAGUAACCCAAUGUGACAUGCUGAUCAUGAAAUAUUACAUUUAAGGCUGCUUUCCAGUUAGGCGUUUUCCAUACGUGCGUUUAGGGACGGAAAAAUUUAAAUCUUUCCAAAUUCUUUAUAAGUACUAAUUAUCUCAACAAAUACAUAUUAAAUUAUACAGAAUCACUUUUUAUUUAUUCAGUUAUAUUUCACUGGUAAAAUUGAAAAGGAUUUAAAUUUUUUGCGUGCUUACACGCACGUUUGAAAAACGCUUAACUGGAAAGCAUCCUUUAUACAGAGGCGUGCAUCUGCACUUUUGGAAAAAAUUACCUUUUUUAUCAUUAAAUAUUGUUUAAAUCAAAAACAGUUUUUAGAUAACGUAAAUCGGCUUAACUUAAACGUCUUUGCUACGUCCGCUCAGCCUCAGUCAAUAAUUUUCGCACACUUUUUCUUUUGCAUUACUUUUUUAUAAAAAAAUCCCAUGCAGUAAGUUUAAAUAAAGUGUUCUUAAAUUAAUUAAUUAGGCUUGAGUCACACGUACACGUAAUAUUGUUCUUGUAUCCUUCAUAGGUCUUUCCUAACCACAAAAUUCUGACAAUAAAUCAAAUAUCUUGAAAUAACUAAAUAUUUAAUUUACUAGAUAGUUUGAACCAUGCAUGCACAAAACCUGACACUCCCAAGAUCUUAAAUUCGUAAAAUUAUUUUUAUCAUGUAUUUAACAUUUUAUUGUCAAGGUCAAUCAACAGCUGCGUAAAUUGCGUUCUUUUUUUUUGGGG
This is a messenger RNA of Paramuricea clavata, 7871 nucleotides long. The record is from the annotation of a GenBank genome assembly. Lineage: Eukaryota; Metazoa; Cnidaria; Anthozoa; Malacalcyonacea; Plexauridae.